This is a messenger RNA of Amoebophrya sp. A25, 276 nucleotides long. NCBI's taxonomy places the organism in Eukaryota, Dinophyceae, Syndiniales, Amoebophryaceae. The record is from the annotation of a GenBank genome assembly.
GGUUUAUCGACCUUCAUGGUCGCCUCUGCCUUCCUAUCGGGGUUGGUAAGCGUAAGCAACAUGUCGCGGACACCCGUGCCGGUUUCAUCGCCACCACCACCACCGCCACCUCCUGGAGCUCACCAUCACCCUGGAGAUAAGUACGACGACUGGGAUUCGGAUUACGGCUGGUUUGCGUUAGCCCGGUCCGGUUUCCUCGAUGCGGUUUCCGUGGCACUGAGUUACCUCAGUUUGCUACUCGCUCUUGCAGUGAUGGCCUAUGAGAUGUACAGUCAC